Molecule: messenger RNA, 1302 nt
Organism: Monoraphidium neglectum
Lineage: Eukaryota; Viridiplantae; Chlorophyta; Chlorophyceae; Sphaeropleales; Selenastraceae
Product: alpha/beta hydrolase fold protein
Exons: 9
Coding region: 1-1302 (433 amino acids)
Molecular function (GO): hydrolase activity
Source: RefSeq, a predicted model, not a curated record
AUGCUAGUCACGCUCUCACGCACCCUGCUCCCUGGUGCAGCUCCGCCUGCGGUCCUUCGCCGCGGCGGAGUGCGCUGCAAAGCGGACCACUCCGGCAAGCCCGCCGUCGCUGCCGCCUCCGCCGCCGCCGCUGCCGCCAAUCCGGCGCUUGCGCGCCAGGCGCCCGUUUUGGACCUCGUCAGCGCGCCAGAUGUGGUCCAGCGCAAGCGGGCCGAGCUCGCGGGCAUUGCGCCUGGCGGGCUGUCCAAGGCCCUGGUCUAUGCGAGCGCCGCACCCCUGAUCUGGCUGGGCGGCCUGGUGAACAACGCCCCGCUGCUGCUCAAGGGCCAGGGUGCCCCGCCAGCGCGGCUCGCGCCCCCGCCCUUCCCCCUGCACGAGGAGUUUGUGACGGUCAACGGGCUGCGGCUGCACUGCGUGUCGCCGCGGCGCCGCAACCCCGGCAAGCCCCUGAUGCUGUUCCUGCAUGGCUUCCCAGAGCUGUGGUAUUCGUGGCGCUUCCAGAUGGAGGAGUUUGCGGCGGACUACGACGUCGUGGCCGUUGACCAGCGCGGCUACAACGACAGCGACAAGCCCCCCUCGGUCAGCGACUACCGCCUGGCCCAGCUGGCUGCAGACGUGCAGGAGGUGGUCAAGGCGCUGGGCCACGAGAGCUGCACCCUGGUCGCACACGACUGGGGCGGCUUGGUCGCCUGGACGGUGGCGGGGAUGUAUGGGCCAAAGCUGGUGGAGCGGCUGAUUGUGAUGGCGCUGCCUCACAGUGGCGUCGGCAAUACCAAUUGGGACUGGGCUCAGGCGCAGAAAUCAUCCUACAUGCUGCUCUUUCAGGCCCCACUGCUGCCAGAGGCAUUCCUCACGUCUGACGGCGCCGCCUCGAUGGAGACUUUCUUCUCAAAGCAACCCGCGGGGCUGAUCAACAGCGGUGCAAUAACGCAGGAUGAUAUUGCCUGGUACCGGGCCGCUAUCCUCAAGCCGGGUGCUGCCAAGGCUGCGCUCAACUACUAUCGGGCGUUGCUGCGCACCGUGACUUUGGCAGACCAACCAGGAGACCAGGACGUGUGGAGUGCCCUGCGCACGCAGCUGGCCAUGCCGACCCUGCUGCUCCACGGGGAGAAGGACGUGGCCCUGGGGGAGAAGCUGCUGACGGGGGUGGAGGCGGCGUUCGACCCCGCGGGUGGCGGUGUUGAGGUCAAGAUGCUCAAGGACUGCAGCCACUGGGUGCAGCAGGAUUAUCCCCUGCAGGUCAACUCCAUCAUGCGCGACUGGCUGAGGCGGCAGGACGAGAAGAAGGGCGCUCGGCAGUGA